GAAGGGGGAGGAGCCUCCUGAAGCCUUCCUCAGCUUGGAUUUCUCUCUCCUGUUAUGCAUGAGCCUUGUCCCCUGCACGUCGUGUCUUCCGCUAGCUAAACAUAGAAUGGUAACCGUCACCAUUUAGUUCCAAUAACUUUAUAUCCAUCUCUCUGUAUCAGCAGAAACCAGAAGAAGCAGCAGCAUGGGGGCCGUUGAGGAGAAACAGGAAAAAUGUGGGACUGUCUGCCUGAAAUACCUGCUGUUUACUUUCAACUUUCUUUUUUGGCUGGCAGGAGGAGUUGUGAUGGCAGUGGGUGUUUGGACCCUGGUGGAAAAGAGCGACUACAUAAGCCUUCUCCCCUCCAAGACCUACGCUGCCUCUGCCUACAUACUGGUCCUAGCUGGAGCCAUCGUCAUGGUAACAGGUGUUCUGGGAUGCUGCGCCACUUUCAAGGAGCAGAAGAAGCUGCUGUUAGUGUACUUUGUUCUGCUUCUGUGUAUCUUCCUGUUGGAGAUCGUGGCUGGUGUCUUGGCGUACAUCAACUAUCAGCAGCUAAAUGAUGAGCUAAAGCAGAACCUGAAGGCCACUAUGACCAACAAGUACAGACUGGGCAAGGACAAUGAGCACAUCACUCAAGCUGUGGACAAGCUGCAGGAAGAGUUCAAAUGCUGCGGCAGCCACAACUCAACUGACUGGGAGGAGAAUGGAUGGAUCCGCAGCUCAGCCUCUGAGGGCCGGAAGGUUCCUGACAGCUGCUGUAAAACUCAAAUUCCAUUUUGCGGGACAAGGGAUCACCCCUCCAACAUCUACAAGGCGGAGGGUGGUUGCAUCAGCAAACUGGAGAGAUUCAUUCUGGACCAUCUACAGAUUAUUGGAGCUGUGGGUGUUGGGAUUGCUUGUGUACAGCUCAUUGGAAUGGUGUUUACAUGCUGCCUAUACCGAAGCCUUACAGAGUCGUACUACUGAGAAUCUCAAAUGGUUGGGG
Molecule: messenger RNA, 968 nt
Organism: Cyprinodon tularosa
Lineage: Eukaryota; Metazoa; Chordata; Actinopteri; Cyprinodontiformes; Cyprinodontidae
Gene: cd151l
Product: CD151 antigen, like
Exons: 8
Coding region: 185-949 (254 amino acids)
Cellular component (GO): membrane
Source: RefSeq, a predicted model, not a curated record